CCAGCAGCUAGACAGCUGUAUUUGAUCAUAAACCACUUAGAACUCCAGGCUCCCUUGAAGGGGAAACUUUAGCGGGAGCAGCACGGCACGUCUGCGCCCUGUUCUCUCCUCCACCUCUGGGUAGGAUCUGGGAGUCGCUUCCAAGCUCCAUAAACAAUUUCCAAGUGCAUUGAACUGCCUUUCUUUUCGAGCUAGCUGAAGCAGGAAAAGAAUGAAGGCACGAAACUGAAUCACGGCUAUUUUAGCAGCCAGAAGAUAUUUUUUUACAUCCUGCUUGCACUCCGUCUGGCGGAGCGCUCUGCAGUAUUUUUUAAUGAGUGUCUUGCAGCAACGAAUUGUUUGUGAAACGGCAGGCAGAUUUCUUUUUGUCUCUGUUUAGACAGACUGUGCAUUAUUAAUUUCUAGGGGUCUAAAUGUUCAGCGAAAACGGCUGUGUAGUGUAAAAAGUGCAAGACGGAUAAAGCUCCGAUGCGAAGGGGGUAUUGAAUUUUCUGGAGCUUUAAAACCUUAACAUCCAUAGACAGCAGUCAAGCCCCGGUGAAAGUCCAAUCAUGAAUACUGGAGUUUCCAUGAAAUAUGGAAAGGACUCUGCGGAACUGAGCGAGUUCCACUUAGCAGCCCUGGCAUCUUUGAAAGGCGACAUCGUUGAUCUUAAUAAGCGCUUACAGCAAACAGAACGAGAGAGAGAUUUGUUGGAAAAGAAAUUGGCAAAAGCCCAGUGUGAGCAAUCUCACCUAAUGAGGGAGCAUGAAGAUGUGCAAGAGCGUACAACGCUUCGUUAUGAGGAACGGAUCACAGAGCUUCAUAGCAUUAUUGCAGAGCUAAAUAAGAAAAUAGAUCGACUGCAAGGAACUACUAUAAGAGAAGAAGAUGAAUAUUCUGAACUGCGAUCAGAACUUAGUCAGAGUCAACAUGAGGUCAAUGAUGAUUCACAUAGCAUGGACCAAGAUCAGACCUCUGCUUCACUUCCAGAAAACCAGUCAACUAUUGUCACAGCUGACAUUGAUACCUGUAGUGACUUAAACUCUGAAUUGCAGAGAGUGCUGACAGGACUGGAGAAUGUUGUCUGUGGGAGAAAGAAGAGCAGCUGUAGCUUGUCUGUGGCAGAUGUUGACAGGCAUAUUGAACAGCUCACUACUGCCAGUGAACACUGUGACUUGGCCAUCAAGACAGUUGAGGAGAUUGAAGGUGUGCUUGGCCGAGAUUUGUACCCAAACUUGGCUGAAGAAAGGUCACGAUGGGAGAAGGAACUGGCAGGUUUGAGGGAAGAGAAUGAAAGCUUAACGGCUAUGCUGUGCAGCAAGGAAGAAGAAUUAAACAGAACUAAGGCCACCAUGAAUGCUAUCCGCGAAGAACGAGACAGAUUACGCAGAAGGGUCAGAGAACUACAGACUCGAUUACAGAGUGUCCAGGCAACAGGGCCAUCAAGUCCAGGUCGCCUCACUUCUGCAAACCGUCCCAUUAAUCCUAGUACUGGAGAAUUAAGCACCAGCAGCAGUAGUAAUGACAUCCCCAUUGCUAAGAUUGCAGAGAGAGUGAAGCUUUCAAAGACAAGGUCAGAAUCUUCAGCAUCUGACCGUCCUGUCCUGGGAUCAGAAAUCAGCAGCAUAGGAGUAUCCAGUAGUGUGGCAGAACAUUUGGCACAUUCUCUUCAAGACUGUUCCAAUAUUCAAGAGAUUUUCCAAACACUCUACUCACAUGGAUCUGCUAUCUCUGAAAGCAAAAUUAGAGAAUUUGAAGUAGAAACAGAACGGUUGAACAGUCGCAUCGAACACUUAAAAUCUCAGAAUGAUUUAUUGACAAUAACUCUGGAAGAGUGUAAGAGCAAUGCUGAAAGGAUGAGCAUGUUGGUUGGAAAAUAUGAAUCCAAUGCCACAGCCCUCCGGUUGGCAUUGCAAUACAGUGAACAGUGCAUUGAAGCCUAUGAGCUGUUGCUAGCAUUGGCUGAAAGUGAACAGUCUCUCAUUCUUGGACAAUUCAGAGCUGCAGGUGUUGGGUCUGUCGGGGAUCAAACAGGGGAUGAAAGCAUCACCCAAAUGCUUAAAAGAGCCCAUGACUGUAGGAAAACAGCUGAGAACGCAGCCAAAGCCCUGUUGAUGAAAUUGGACGGAAGCUGUGGGGGAGCCUACGCAGUUACUGGCUGUAGCGUACAGCCCUGGGAGAGUCUUUCUUCCAACAGUCAUACCAGUACUACUAGUUCAACAGCAAGCAGCUGUGAUACAGAGUUCACAAAGGAGGAUGAACAGAGAUUGAAGGACUACAUCCAACAGCUAAAAAAUGAUAGAGCAGCUAUUAAAUUAACCAUGCUGGAGCUGGAGAGUAUCCAUAUUGACCCCCUCAAUUAUGAUGUCAAGCCUCGUGGAGACAGCCAAAGAUUGGAUCUAGAAAACGCUGUACUUAUGCAGGAACUCAUGGCAAUGAAGGAAGAAAUGGCAGAGCUGAAAGCACAGCUGUACUUGCUAGAAAAAGAGAAGAAAGCUCUCGAGUUGAAGCUGAGCAGUCGAGAAGCUCAGGAACAAGCAUAUCUGGUCCACAUUGAGCACCUAAAGUCAGAAGUAGAAGAGCAAAAAGAACAGAGAAUGAGAUCGCUUAGCUCAACUAGUAGCAAUAGCAAAGACAAGUCAAGUAAGGAGUGCACAGAUGGCACAUCAGCAUCAUUAACACUAACUGAGCUCAGAUCUUACAAUGAAAGUGAGCUGACUACAGAAUUGGCAAAUGCCCUCAGACGAGAAAAGAAACUGAAAGGCAGAGUGCAAGAGUUGGUGAGUGCCUUAGAAAGACUAACUAAGAGCAGCGAAAUUCGGCAUCAGCAGUCUGCAGAAUUUGUUAAUGACUUGAAAAGAGCAAACAGUAACCUUGUUGCUGCCUAUGAGAAAGCAAAGAAGAAGCACCAAAACAAACUGAAGAAACUGGAAUCCCAGAUGAUGGCAAUGGUGGAAAGACAUGAGACUCAAGUUAGAAUGCUCAAACAAAGAAUUGCUUUGCUGGAAGAAGAGAACUCAAGACCCCAUACCAAUGAAACAUCCCUUUAAGAGAGAUUAGUUUUCUUUAAAUCCAUGUGCCAUUACAGAAAUGACUCUUUACAAGACUCAUUGAGAUAGUAGUUGUGAAAUUGAUACAAACCAGGCAAAGUUGGAGAUCAGUACCUCAUAGUGAGAUUGCAACUUCAACCAUACACAGCCAUGGGCAGGAGCCCCCAACCUAAUGUUUUUGUAUAAUUGAGCAUACUCAGUGCCUGAUGGUAAAUGUAUCAUUUUAUCACGUUUCCAAUGUAAUAGUUUUACUGAUAUUCUUACAGAUUCUCUUAUAAAUUUCGAAUUUGUAUAAGUAAAGUAUAUUCCUCUUCUCUUAUUUGUUGAAUGCUCUCUUUGGAGUAUACCAUAACAAUGAAGCAAUGCUGGAGCACCAGUGCAUUCAUAGCUAUCAUUUGGAUAAUAGCAUUUCUUUUCCCCUUUUCUUUUGUCGUUCAUUCUGCAUUCUCCCUUAUAAAGCAAAGCAGGUAUCUGUAGCCAGCCUCAAGGUACAUAGCAGAUCAAGCCUUAGCACACAAUUGGAUUUUACUCUUGCUUUUUCAGGUGAUGGGAAAUCACAAUAAGUACUGCACAUAUAUAGUUAUUGCAGUGAUGAAGGUGUAAGUUGCUGAAUAGCUGUUGUAACUCAAAUCAAAAGGAAGAUAUAGUGGAAAGGUGAUUUUAAGUUGAGCUUUUGAAGACUAAAUUAGUUCUAGCUUUUUGCUUCUCAUUAAAUAGCAGUAAGAAUACGCACAAUGAAAGAAUUAUAUGUCAAACCAACUGGAAUAACUUCUUUCACACUAUAACUAUUUUUCUGUCUGAUACUGCAGUGUCGUUUUUAGGAUGUGCCCACUGAAAAUGCCCCAGAAUUAUCCUGUUGCAUGGUUUGGUAAACCUGCAGUUGGCCACAUCAGUCAGUCAUGCAAAUAGAAUCCAUGGUAAUUCUGAGGCUAACCAUCUAGUGCAGUAUUUCUCAAAUAUGGCAAUUGUAAGAUGUAUGGGCCUCAUCUCCCAGAAUUCAUCAGUUUGGGAAACACUCAUCUAUUAUCUAAAGACAAGCUAUUUCACUGCUGCUAUCCGUCACAAAUAAGAGGUUGUUUGUAGCAGUCAGGCAUUUAUAAAAGAGACGAAGGAGUAUAUUGCUGGACAAUUUCUAAUCCUUUGCACUCCGUUAUAAAUUACUUGAGUGUUGCAAAAUAUUCUAGAAUGGUCUGUGUAGGAUCUUAUGUGAGAGAUCCAUAAAACUAUGGUAACUAUAAUUCAGUGAUUUAUUUCCAAAAUAACAAAAUUCUACCUUCCUCAUUUUACUUUUUUAUUUUCUGAUUGAAACCAGCAUAAAAUGUUAAGGAAUGUGCCUGAGUAAAAGAAUGUAAAUGUACUUCCAAAAAAUGUUAUGGGAACAUUUCCAGCGGGGAUCAGUUAUGAUGCUAAUACUGUCCACUUAGCUCAGUAAACCGUAUCAAUUAGAAUUACAAGAGAAUGCAGUAUUAUGUCCCGUAAAUUUUUAAGCCUUUUUAAAUUGAAUUGUCUUUCUAUUCUAUUUUUCUUUUGUGAUAUAGCAUAAGCGCAGCAAUAAUUCUUUUUUCUUUAGUCUGCUGUAUAGAUAUUGGACAUUAAUCUUUUAAGGAUAAUCCUCAAUCAUGCCAGAUGCUGUGCUGUGGUGACUUCCUCUUAGAAUGGUUUCUCCUUGUACUGAUUCUUGGAAAGACUACAGUAAGACCAAUAGUCCUAUCAAUCUCUUCUUAGUCUUUUGAGUGUUCUUUCAUUUAAUCUUUGUAGGCAAUUUAAUACCCUUUUCAAUCAAAAUGAAAUUUUUCUUGCUCCUCUCUUUUAUAGUGAAGAUCAGCACCUAAUCAUGUUUUCAAAUGAACCAGGUUAGCUAUUAAUUAGAAACAUUACAUUAUCUCAACUUGGAGCCAAAUAAGAACCAUGUAAAAUUUAUUUAAAUAAACCCUGUGCGUUUGAAUCUGGUAUAGACAGAACAUUCCAGAUUGCCAUUUCCAAAAGUGGAGUUUUUGUACCAUGCAGGAAGCUCUUGCCUCAUGAGUAUUUGAACUGAUCUCUAUGACAGGUUUGGGAAGAAAAGGAUAGGAAAGAAAAACACCCCCUGAAGUUAGCAUUGAUUAUAUCUUCAUCCAAUAGAGAAAAAUGGCCUUCUGCUCACCAACAUGAUCAUGACAGAUAUUGACUGUGAUAUCCUUCGCCCAUGAUUCUCCCCGUCUCCAUGUGACACCCAGGGUAUUGCUCUGCAACUUAUUCACGUUAGACUUCAUUUGGGCCAGUUUUCUUGCCUUUUUCCUGCUUAGCAUUUUUUCAACAUAGUACAUCUGUUUUACAAUAAAUGCUGUGAUUGUUGGGCAAAACUACACCAACUCCAUUAUCCAAGCAAAUCAGAUAUUUAUAAGCAAGAUUUUUCAUGGAAAAUAUAGUAAAAAGUGAGGGGAAUUGAUCUCUCUGGUUCCUUUUCUUUUCACAAAUUGUAAACCACAAGUAAUUCUGAAAAAAUAUUAUUCAUUCCCAUUUUAAAUUCUUAUUGCAUGAUUUAGCAUUUUUAUCAUUGUACUUAGAGUAGUCUAAUUGUCUCAAUCAUUCUGGGUUUUAAUUUGUUUUUGGAUUAGCAAUAAUUCUUAUUAGAAAUUGCUAAUUUGAAAAAUAUGUACUACUGGUACAUGGAAGUAAUUUAUUUCAUUCACUUUUUUUUCUAUCUACCAUAGUUAGAAAUCUUCAAAAUUGUACUGUGAGCUAAAUUAUACAUUCCAUACUUUACUUAUAAUUCUUAACCUAUUUUAGCUGACAUGCCAUUCAGCUAAUUUUCCAUAAGGUAUGGUUCAAAGCACUUUUAAAAAUAAGGUGAGACUUGUAACAAGGAAAUGCAAAUCUGACAUUUGAACUGCAACUGUGGAGGAUGGCAAGCUGUAGCUAAUCAUGUAAACGCUAAGAAAUGCAUACUGAAUACUAUAUAUCAAGCCUUUCAAAAUAUAUGUUUCAAAAUUGUCUAUUUUCAGCUUGUGUACCACAUCAAACUAUAUUUAAGGAAGUUGAAUUUGUAUAUUGAGUAUAAUGCUUAAAUUGAAGAGAAAUAAUAGCUAAGGCUAUAGUUUCACAUCAAAUCAGCUUCAUCUAUGGAAAGGGAGUAAAUAGUCUGAACAAAAGAUUUGUAACUUAGUACUUUUUCACUUCCAUUCUUUAGUAAUCAUUAAGUGAUUUUUUGGCCAAUGAAAGAGAAGCAAAAGGAGCUUUAGUUAUCGGACUUCACAGAAUCCUUUACUACACUAAUGUAGGCAAGCUUGUAUGUAUGUAUGUCAGCUAAGAAGAAAUAACCAAUUGAUUGCAACUAAAUAAGGAUUGGAAUGUUUUGGCCUGCACCUCAUUCCCUACAGCUUUCCUAUAUCUGCCUUCUAAUACAAUUAAUACAUUUCAGUGUUGCACAUUUUCCUAAUGAAUAUGUGAAGAAUAGGUGGCCAAAUGCAUACAGGAUAAGGAAAAUGAAGUUUAUGUACAUUCCUGUGUUCAGCUUACUUAGUCCUGUUUUAGCACGGGGUUGGACUAGAAGACCUACAGGCCGGGGACCUUCCCUAGGAUUCUAUGAUUCAAUUGGAGUUCAGAUGAAUCCCAGCAAAGCUACAGCAAAUGCACUAUUCAGAACAACAGGAAUACAUUGAUCAACUGAUGUGGUGUGGCCUUCAUUUUCCAACACUACCGCAUCAAAACUUUCUGCCAAACUAAGCAAAUCAGCCAGGAAGCUAGUCUUUGAUCAGCAUAGCUAUAAUUGCAUGUUUGAAAGUUAACCACUGAGAGCUCCUGUAGAUAUUAGAGCACCUCUAUAUACCAAUAAUGUCUUCCAGCAGACUUUUUUUAUUGUGUUGUUCAUUUCCUGCAUAGGCAAACAUUUCUUUUCCUCUCUCAAAGGUAAGCAUGCUUUCUCUGCUCUAGGGCUAUUGUCAUCCUUUGGCAUAGAUAAUAGAUCACACUGGCAGGGUUUUUCUGGAUUUACUGCUUUUGAUACCAGUUACAACAUUUUUCAAACUGCCUUAUCUAGGCUUUUGGGGUUUUUAUCCCAGUUGAUGGUGUCAGAUUCUUUUGAUUCCAACAUCUGUUACAAGAGCUAACUGCUUUUUAUCUGUUUUCUUGCUGGCUGGAUAGACCACAUUAUGUAGAUUGACUGAAAUGUUGCAUUCGGAUAUUAAAUGCCAAGGAUUGAUGACCCCGCUAAUCAUUAAACAUAAGAAUGUUUGAAUUUUCUUAUGAAAUGUUCUUACAAAUAGGCAUUUGCAACUUCAAGACAUCUUAAGUAACGCUAUCAUUUUAUCCCAAAAUAAAGUAAUAGCUUUUGUACCUCCAAGCUUUAGGUAACCCACUCAGAUGAGAAAAUAUAGUUCAUUACAUAUAGUUCUUGCAUUAGAUCUUUGGUUGCAUUUUUUUUUUACAAUUUUCAUGAUAUCAGAAUAGAAUUUGGGUGGCUAUAACAAAAAAAUCUACAGUAACCAAAUAUGAUGAGAAUGUCAGUAAACAAACUAGUUUUGUUUGCAUGUAGAUUAUAGAAGAUUGCUGGUUAAUUUGGAAAUGACAACAUAGAGACCAAUAGCAUGAAUUAUCCUGAUCUAGUUUGGCAGUUAGUUUCCAUAGUCUUGCUCAGAAACCAGAGUCAGCCUUGUGUUGCUAACAAAUCAUAUGAUCAGGACAUACAUAGAUAAAAUACACUGACUAGCCUCUCUGUCCCUACAGGCAAAAGUGAUUGUCAGCACAUAUAAAUUAAAACCAUUACUCCAUAUCCCAGUAGAGUUAUGAAAGAAUGUUAACUUAAAACAGUUCACUACAAACCUUCAUGGUAUUUCAUUCCAAAUUUGGCUAUGACAGCAUUGAUUCAACAAGCAUUAAAAGGCUUUUGAGUUAUCUACAAAGUCUAGUUUCAGUGCUUUAAUUUGACAUACUUUAUUUGAGCAUGUUAAUGGCUCUGAAUAAGAAAUAACUGAUUAUAUUUAGUAUGAAUUUUUAAAAAAUUAAUCACAAGUUAGAUCAACUGGAAGCACUGCAUCUGGAUUUGAACAAUCCACAUCACUAACAGAUGGCAGCAAGAGAUACAGAAAGCUUAACUGCCGUCUAGUCUGGAUUUUUGCCAGAGAUAUGGUAGCCUACUCUAAAGGUAAAGGUUUCCCUAUGCAGUCAUGUCCGACUCUAGGGCUCAGAGCUCAUCUCCAUUUUUAGCCAAGGGAGCCAGCAUUGUCCUAAGGCGUUUUCUGUGGUCUUGUGGCCAGUAUGGCUAUACACCAAAGGUGCACGGAAAGCUGUUACCUUCCCACCAAAGUGGUACCUAGGUGGACAGGAGAGCCCUAAUUAAAUGUAUGCAAAUUGGAUUCCUUGAAUUGAUGACUUUUCAGCCAGCAGAUGAUCAUGCCAAAUGAAAAGAAUGCAGCAAUCUUGCCAUUUUUUUUUCUGAACUUCCCAAAUGUCAGUCAAAUAAGAGAAAUCUGCACCUCUUCCAGCAUUCCAUCAGUGACGUUACCUGAGGAAAAACUUUCAGAUGCAGUAUCUUGGUUUUGCUAAAGCUGGCAGACGUGCUAGAAUAGAUUCACCAUCGCAAUACGGUUAAUAUCCAUUCUGUCUAUU
Molecule: messenger RNA, 8618 nt
Organism: Thamnophis elegans (Western terrestrial garter snake)
Lineage: Eukaryota; Metazoa; Chordata; Lepidosauria; Squamata; Natricidae
Product: colorectal mutant cancer protein
Exons: 17
Coding region: 552-3032 (826 amino acids)
Biological process (GO): negative regulation of canonical Wnt signaling pathway
Cellular component (GO): cytoplasm
Source: RefSeq, a predicted model, not a curated record